AUGAUUAAGAGCAAGAGCAAGAGCAAGAGCAAGAAGAAGACGAAAUUGGAUUUGAAGAACGGAGGGAUUCUAAUGGAGGAGCUAAUCGCUACCUUCGACGGCAAAACAAAUCCGAUUCGCUGCUUCUCCUCCGAUGAGAUCCUAAAAGCGACAGAUAAUUUCUCCGAGAGCCGAAUCAUCUCCAGCUGGGGAUACUUCAUCUGGUACACAGGCGUAAUCGAAGAACGACCAGUCUCGAUUAAGAAAUGGUCGAGCCAAAACCUCUCAAGCUUCACAGAAGCGUAUCGCGACAUCUCCGUCUCCUCUCAGAUGAGCGGCCACAGAAACGCUCUCAAGCUUCUCGGCUGCUGCUUAGAAUUCGAUCUCCCAGCUAUAGUCUGCGAGUACGCAGAACACGGACCGCUCAACAGAGACGGAGGAAUCUCAACCGGAGAGGCCUUGCCGUGGGAAGUGAGAUUGAAGAUCGCGAAAGAGAUAGCGAGUUCCGUGAGCUACCUCCACACGGCGUUUCCGGAGACGAUAAUCCACCGGAACAUAAACCCGACGAACAUUUUCGUCGACGAGGAUUGGACGGCGAAGCUUUCCGAUUUCUGGUUCUGCGUUGCGAUACCGGAAGGGGAGUUGUACGUGCAGGACGAUGUGAAAGGAGUGAUUGGAUUCGUCGAUCCGGAUUAUUACUGGACGAUGAAAGUUACGGAGAAAGUUGAUAUUUACAGCUUUGGUGUUGUGAUGUUGGUGUUGUUAUCGGGAAGAGCUGCUGUGUUUGAUGGACCUGGGGAGACUCCUAUGUCGCUUAACGAUCAUGUGGGUGAGGUUAUGGAGAAAGGUGGGUUUGAAGAGAUUGUUGAUAGAGAGAUUUGGAAUGUUGGGGAUGGUGGUGAUUUGGUUAAGAGACGGUCACAGGUUGAGGCGUUUCUUAGAUUGGCGUUGAGAUGUGUUAGAUACAAGAAGGAGGAUCCAGUUAGUGGUAUGAUUGAAGUUGCUAAAGAGCUCAAAUUUAUUGAGAAAUUCUCUUGA
Messenger RNA from Microthlaspi erraticum, 1017 nucleotides. NCBI's taxonomy places the organism in Eukaryota, Viridiplantae, Streptophyta, Magnoliopsida, Brassicales, Brassicaceae. The record is from the annotation of a GenBank genome assembly.